Molecule: messenger RNA, 3154 nt
Organism: Fopius arisanus
Lineage: Eukaryota; Metazoa; Arthropoda; Insecta; Hymenoptera; Braconidae
Gene: LManII
Product: lysosomal alpha-mannosidase
Exons: 8
Coding region: 24-3029 (1001 amino acids)
Biological process (GO): mannose metabolic process
Cellular component (GO): lysosome
Molecular function (GO): carbohydrate binding; alpha-mannosidase activity
Source: RefSeq, a predicted model, not a curated record
GGCUCAGCAAAUACCACACGGUCAUGUUCGAACGCAUACCGUGGGUCUUCCUCGCAGUCCUCGGACUCUUGGUGAUCGUCCAGGCUGGUAUUUUCAAGAGGAACUCCGAGACACGCACCUGUGGUUACGAUGGAUGCCCGAAGACUGAUCCGAGAAAACUUAAUGUGCAUUUGGUCCCUCACACACACGAUGAUGUCGGAUGGUUGAAAACUGUUGAUCAAUAUUUCUUUGGAGCACGAAAUAACAUCCAAAAGGCAGGAGUGGAGUACAUCCUGGAUACAGUAGUGGAAGCACUGAGAAAGGAUCCCGAGAGGAGAUUCAUCUACGUGGAGACAGCAUUCCUGUGGAAGUGGUGGCUACGGCAGAACUAUAAAAUCCGAGAGGAGGUGAAAACAUUCAUCAAUGAGGGUAGACUGGAGAUAAUCGGAGGAGCUUGGAGUAUGAAUGACGAGGCGACGACGCACUAUCACUCUAUCAUAGAUCAGUCGACUUGGGGAUUUAGGCGUUUGAACGAUACGUUCGGACAAUGCGCUCGGCCGAAGAUCGGAUGGCAGAUCGAUCCGUUCGGUCAUUCCCGAGAGCAAGCCUCUCUUUUUGCUCAAUUUGGAUUUGAUGGAAUGUUCUUCGGACGUCUCGAUUGGCAGGACAAGGCAAAACGAAUGCUCGAUAAAUCUGCGGAGUACAUAUGGAGAGCGAGUUCUAGUCUAGGUAAAAACGCUGAGCUAUUUUCAGUCGCUCUUUUUAAUGCCUAUGGACCACCCCCUGGAUUCUGUUUCGAUAUUCUCUGCCAGGACGAUCCACUGAUCGAUGAUCCAGAGAGUCCUGAUUACAAUAUCAAGUCGAAGGUAGCUCUGUUCUUGGCUUUCUGUCAGGUUCAGGCCAGAUCCUAUGCGACAAAUAAUGUCAUUCUCACGAUGGGAGAAGAUUUUAAUUACCAGGACGCCCAUAUGUGGUUUACUAAUUUAGAUAAAUUGAUCAGGUAUACGAACGAGAUCUACGGUGACGAUGUGAACGUCUUCUACUCAACGCCCUCCUGUUACCUGAAAUCCGUGAAUUCCGCUCAGAAGACAUUCCCCACGAAAUCGGAUGAUCUAUUCCCUUAUAGUAGCGAUCCGCACGCUUUCUGGACCGGUUACUUCACAUCCCGCCCAACGCUCAAGUACUUCGAGCGUCUCGGCAAUAAUUUCCUGCAGAUCGUCAAACAGCUCUCGGUGCUGACGUCAGCAGGUGACAGCCAAGACCUAGAAUAUUUCCGUGAGGCGAUGGGAGUGAUGCAGCAUCACGACGCAGUCACCGGCACAGAAAAACAACACGUGGCAGAGGAUUACGCGCGUCUCCUGACUGACGCAAUCGUCAGGGCGGAGAAGACGGUAUCGAAGGCAAUUGGAAAAUUGUCAACAAGGGACAAGGCCUCAAUUCCGCAAGACUUCAGAUCCUGUCUUCUCUUGAACGUGAGCUCCUGCCAACCGAUCGAAGACGCCAAGAGCUUCACCGUGACACUUUACAAUCCCCGAAGCCAUCCGGUGUCAACGUACGUCAGGAUCCCAGUGGCUGGUCCCGGUUACAUCGUUAAGGACUACAUAGGAACCGAAAUAGUCACCCAAUUAAUUCCGAUUCCUUCGGCAGUCUCUCGGGCCCCUGGCCGAUUUAGCAAAGCCACUCGAGAGCUUGUGUUCAGGGCCCUGGAAGUGCCUCCCCUGGGCUACCAGACCUUUUUCAUCACUGAGAAAAACAACAGCGAGGGCUACGACGAGAUUAAUCGCCCCGAAUACGUAACCUCCAUUGGCGGAGACCUUUAUGAUAUCUCUGUGGACAACGUCGGUGCCGUCCACGUUCGAUGGAAGAACAUCGAUCUGAAAGUCGUCCAGUCAUUCCAGUAUUACGAAGGAGCCAAGGGAAACAACUCAGAGUUCAAAAACCGGGCGUCUGGUGCUUACAUUUUCAGACCGAACUCUUCAGGAAUUCAUUCCUUCGAUUAUUCUGGAUCUUACAUGUUCUAUAAAGGACCCCUCGUCGAAGAGCUACACCUCAUCAUCAAUAGCUACGUCAGUCAGGUUGUGAGGAUUUACAACGGAGAGGAUAAGAUCGAGUUUGAUUGGGUGGCAGGACCUAUUCCUGUGGAGGAUGGAGUUGGAAAAGAGAUCGUCAACAAAUUCUCGAGUAAUUUGGAAUCGAAGGGGGUGUUUUUCACGGACAGUAAUGGCAGGGAGAUGCUGAAGAGGGUGAGAGAUUUCAGGCCAACGUGGAGUCUUAAUUUGAGUGAACCUGUUGCUGGGAAUUAUUAUCCGGUCACUGCCAAGAUCUCGUUGAGGGAUGUGGAGAAGGGGGUGAGGAUGAGUGUUUUAAAUGAUAGGGCACAGGGGGGCAGUAGCUUGAGGGAUGGAGACCUUGAAGUGAUGAUUCACAGACGAUUGCUAAAUGAUGAUGCCUUCGGGGUGGGGGAGGCACUCAAUGAACAGGCAUUUGGUAAGGGCCUCGUCGCCAGGGGAGUGCACUAUCUCGUUGCCAGUGAUUUGAAGGACUUGGAUGCCACUGCAUCCAAGGAGAAGUCCCUGGCACUCGCUCUUGCCCUGAGGCCUUGGGUAUUAGUUACUCCUGCUAAAAAUAUGAGCUUCAGCCAGUGGCAGAAAAGCUACGUCAUGCAGACGAGGGGAUUACGCAAGAGACUGCCCCCUAAUGUUCAUAUUCUCACCCUUGAACCCUGGAAGGGUCAACAGGUACUUCUCAGAUUAGAGCAUCUUUAUGAGAUCGGAGAAGCUGGACAGCUGUCACAGCCUGCUGAAGUCAAUAUAACGGAUCUCUUCGCGGAUUUUGAUGUCGCUUGGGUCAGGGAGACCACCCUGGGGGCCAAUCAGUGGAUCGAGGACAAGUCGAGGCUCGAGUGGACUAGUGAGACUAAUGAAAUUUUUCCGAAUUCUCAGGGGCUCAAUAAUGGGGUCAGACUCCAGGAUGGAGUUGUCAAUGUUGUGCUCAAACCCAUGGAAAUUCGAACAUUUGUCAUUAAAUUCAAAUCUUCUACGAAAAAAUGAUUAAAAGAAAUGGAAAAUGUGGGGUUUAUUUUUACGUAUUUCAUACGAUUUCUUAAUCGUAAUGUGUAAUUGAAAUACUCAAUGUUUGGGUGGAGUCAAUAAAAUUUUUUUGGAGAAAAGUGUAA